Messenger RNA from Uloborus diversus, 2023 nucleotides. RefSeq names its product arylsulfatase B-like. The transcript has 10 exons. The record is from RefSeq and is a predicted model, not a curated record. The coding region runs from base 228 to 1952 and encodes 574 amino acids. Lineage: Eukaryota; Metazoa; Arthropoda; Arachnida; Araneae; Uloboridae.
UAUGACAUACCUCAAGUUUUUACUACGGCUUUGCAAGGUCAGCAUAAUCACAGGAAAGAUCGCUUUUGUUUAGGAGGCAUUUCGAGCCGAUAUUCCUUCAGUUUGCUUCUAAAUGCCUUGAAAAAUUAUGAAAGACUUGUGUGAUUACUCUGGUAGACGGCAGAUAAGGAAUGCUAGAGUUUACUUAAGAAUCAGUCAUUAGGCUCCAAGCAUCAGCAAAGGAAACGAUGUUGAUCUUAACGCUACUACUAAUAACAGGAAUAUGUCCCCUAUAUGCUGAAGAAGAAGAAAAAGAGUCAUCUAAAGAGAGUUCUGAAGAAGCUACUAACCUUAUUGAGCCUGCAGCUCCAAACAUAAUUUUAAUAUUAGCUGAUGACUUGGGCUGGAAUGACGUCAGUUUUCAUGGUUCGCCACAGAUACCAACUCCCAACAUCGAUGCACUAGCAUCAUCGUCCAUAAUCUUAAACAAUUAUUACACUGAACCACUAUGUACUCCAUCAAGAGCAGCUUUACUAAGCGGACAAUAUCCGAUCCAUCUUGGUUUGCAACAUUCCAAUAUAAAAAGUGGAGAACCAACAGCUCUUCCAUUGAAUGUAACAAUAUUACCCGAAUAUCUCCAAAAGAAAGGCUAUGUCACGCACAUGGUUGGAAAAUGGCACUUAGGUUAUGCAAAAAAGGAUUAUACACCGCUCAGCCGAGGUUUCAACUCAUUUUUUGGAUUUUACAAUGAGAUGAUUGAUUACUACGACUAUACGAACUUAGAAAGACAAAAUGAUCAAAAGUCAUCGGUAUUCUACGGAGUUGAUCUUCAAGAUGGAUUAGAGACAGUAAAGAAUUUCAGAGGUCGCUAUGCUACAGAUGUGUUUGGUCAAAAAGCAGUUGAUAUAAUUGAAAACCACAAUGUAACAGAUCCUUUGUUCCUGUAUAUUUCUCAUUUAGCGUGUCAUGCUGGAAACGAGUACAUGCCAUUACAGGCUCCGGUCGAAACUGUAGCAAGAAAUUCUCAUAUAAAAGAUUUGAAAAGAAAAUUAUUUGCAGGUGUCGUCACAAGUUUAGACGACUCUGUUGGAAAGUUAGUAGACGCUUUGAAUCGAACAGGUAUGCUGCAAAAUUCAAUUAUUGUCUUUACUACCGAUAAUGGUGGAGAUGCUAGUGGUGAUGGGGUUGGAAAAGCUUCAAAUUUCCCUUUACGAGGUGAAAAAAAGAACGCUUGGGAAGGAGGUAUACGUGUGCCAUGUUUUAUAUGGAGCCCUCUAUUGGGAUUAAAAGAGCCCAGGACAUCAAAACAAUUGAUGCACGUCACCGAUUGGCUACCAACAUUAUACACUGCUGCAGGUGGAGAUAUAUCUGACCUUGGAACUAUAGACGGUUACAACAUGUGGAAAGUGUUAAUCAAUUACUCUCCUUCUCCCAGACUCGAAAUCCUUCAUAACAUUGAUCCAAUAUGGAACAUGGCCGCUUUAAGGAGAGGUGAUUACAAACUCAUAAAAGGCUCAGCUCCAGGGGGUGGUGAUUUAUGGUACGGAUCGUCUGGAUUGGAAGAUAUGGAUCCACCUUCUUCAAUGGAUGAUUGGGUUUUUAAAAAUAACAGUAUUGUGAAGAAAAUACUCGAAGAAGUAAAUUUAUGGUUACCCAGUGUUCCUGACUUGUGGCGAAUCAACGCAACCAUUCAAUGCCAAAUUACUCCUCCUUCUGAUAAUGGUGGAUGUGAUCCAGCUACAUCACCCUGCCUUUUUAAUGUAGCUGCGGACCCUUGCGAGUACAAUAACUUGGCUCAACGCUAUCCUAGAAUCGUUCGGUCAAUGACGGCAAUUUUAAAUAGGUACAAUGCAUCUGCCAUGACACCUUUGUCUACAGUAAGUGAUCUCCGUGCAGAUCCUAGAUGUCAUGGAUUUGCGUAUGUGCCAUGGAUGGAUGAACCAUUUUCACUCGAUUACUGUCCGUAUGCUUGAUGCCCUAAAAUCUAAAUGCAUUGUACUAUCUAUUUAUGUUAUCAUUCUCUUUCAAAUAAAUAUAUCAUUCA